Molecule: messenger RNA, 5252 nt
Organism: Microplitis mediator
Lineage: Eukaryota; Metazoa; Arthropoda; Insecta; Hymenoptera; Braconidae
Product: probable RNA-binding protein 46
Exons: 4
Coding region: 365-1858 (497 amino acids)
Cellular component (GO): nucleus
Molecular function (GO): mRNA binding
Source: RefSeq, a predicted model, not a curated record
UUCGAGGAACUGACGAGCGUUUAAAUUCUCAGAACUACUUUACUUCAACUUCUUUGUUUGACUUCUGCUCGUAGAGGUGUGAUAGGCGCUAGUGGUUUUUUUUUAUUUUAUGAUUGGCUGAAGAAAUUUGAACUAGAUAAUUCUGAGAAAUUUGAGCGAAAAGCGGGAGGUACUUUACUUCGACUUCAUUUUAAUCUGCCGGGUAGUUCAUUCCUCGAUUGUCUCUUGCUGAAGAUUGUCAUAAAUUUUAUUUAAUAUUUUGAAGCUUUUAAAUUUUAUAUUUUUAAAAAUAAUUAUUAACUAGUGUAAUAAAAAUUGACAGCUGAAUAUUUAUUUAUUUUGAAUCGAGUAAAAAAUAUAAAUAAUGGAAAAUUAUUUAAGUGAAGUGAGGAUGACGGAACAGAUCAAUGAUGAGUGUCGUAUAUCUGAGCGUUUAAUUGAUUUAAUGAAUCGUACUCACUAUGAACUGGUUCAAGAAAACGGACAGCGACGUUUGACGGCACCCGAACUCACCAAGGAGUACCGUGACAGGAUCAAAGGAGCUGAAGUUUUUCUGGGACGUCUGCCACGAAACUGCUACGAGGAUGAACUGAUGCCGGUGUUGGAAAAAGCUGGACGUCUGCUGGAGCUGAGACUGAUGCUCGACUUCUCUGGGACAACCCGCGGCUACGCGUUCGCACUCUACGAAGAUGCCAAGACUGCGCGACGUGCUCGCUCUAUGCUUGACGGAUACUCAAUUCGUCCUGGACACAAGAUCGGGGUCGUCAAGUCAAUUGAUAAUUGCCGGCUGUUUUUUGGUGGUGUUCCUAAAGACAAAACAAAGGCUGAGUUUGCUGAAGAGUUGGGUAAAAUUCUUGACGGAAUUUCUGACAUUUAUUUGUACCCGAAUGCUCAGGAUCGAACACAGAACCGCGGAUUUAUUUUUGUUGAGUUCAAAGACCAUCGGUCAGCUGCCAUGGCAAGACGUAAACUCAUACCUGGUAGAGUUAUUUUGUGGGAUCAUGAGGUUGCUGUUGAUUGGGCAGAUCCUGAACCUGGUGAAUCUCUUGAUGAAGAAGUUAUGGAGAAUGUAACUGCUUUGUUUGUAAGAAAUUUACCUCUGGAACUUCCUCAUCAAAAAGUCCGUGAAAUUUUUCAUAAAGUAACUGGUAUUCCUAUUCUUAAAUUAAAAAAAAUAAAUCACUUUGCUUUUGUUCAUUACGAGUCCCGUGAAAUGGCUAAAAAAGUACUCGAGAUUGCAAAUGUUCCUGGUGGAAUUGCUGAGCAACAUAACUGGGAGGUAUGUUGGGCCAAGCCAAUUGGCUCAUCAAAAAUUUUAGAAAGACAGCGCGCGAUUAGAGAAGCAGUAGCUGGAGCAAAUUCAAAUGACAGUCAGCAGUUUCAAAAUAGCAAACAACUUACCGGCACUUACAAUAAACGUCAGACUGCAAAGAAGAACAAACACAGCGAGCCACUGAGUCCUAGUACUAAUUCCCUUUCACCCUCAACUUUAAACUGCUCACCGGAAAUCACGCGUGCUACAAUAGCUCCAAUCAGUCCGCCACGUCCUAUUCCUGCCAAUGAUAAGAAAAUUUUAGAGGACUUUAUUACUCAGAAAUUGGGGGCGCAAUGUCACUUCAUUUGUGUCCCAGUGCUCGUGCCGCCCGGAUUUAUUUGCAAGAUCUUAAUAAUUCGUAACCAACAAAUCAUGUACGAGUUUCAAGGCGGGCUUUAUUCAACACAAGAUCAAGCAAUUAAUGUGACAUCAAGAGUCGUGUACCAUCAACUUGUCAACAAUAUCACUAAGCCUAUCAUGGUUCAACCAACCGUCUUUGCGCACACUAAUGUCAUUCCCAACCGCAUGGAAACCUGUCAUUAAGUAAAAUUUUUAAUUAUUUUUUAUUUAUUAUAUUUUUCACGUUUGUACUCAUUAAUUUAUUUUACUUACUUUUAUAAAAUUUUAAUAUUUUUUUAUACUGUAAAUUUAUAAACUAAAAUCAAUCAUAAGCUAGAAACUUGUGGGCUAUCAGAAUAUUUUUAAAUCAGUGAAUGCUCUAUCCAAAGAAUUUUAGAUUGUAGCUCUAUAUUUUCUAGCAAUUAUUUAUAAGCUAAUUAUCAUUGUUGUAGUACUACCCAUAUUUCUAUAUACAUCUAUAUAUAUGUAGAAAUAUUCAAAAAAAUGAAUCAUUGUUUACUUUAGUAGUUUGAAUAAUCUUAAGUAUUUGUGUUGUGACAAAAGUAAUUUUAGUAAUUUAGCCAAUGAAUUUUUGUUUUGCAUUUAUUAUUAUUAACUGACAUGACAGUUAAUUGAAACGUCAAUAACAAUAUUUUAUAAAUUAUUUUUUUAUUAAUAGAACAUCAUUGUGAUUUAGUUGUUUCAAUGUCAGAAGCGUUAACUUGCAUGAGACCUCGAACGGUCAAAAAAAAAGUAUCAAAAUACAAUAAAUAAAAUGUUAAAAAUAUAUAUUAUUUUGAAUUCGUAGAUGUAUUUAUUAUUAAAACUAUAAUAAUUUUUAUUAUUUAAAUUUAUGAGCUCUGCUGAGUGUAUUUGUAUUUUGGUCAACUGAACAUAUAAUUUACUUGAUAAAAAAAUUAAAAAAAAAAACUGUAAAUCAGCAAUAAAAUGAAUGAAUUAAAAUUUAUAUUUUUUUACAUGAUUAAAUAUUUAAGUAGUGGCAGUAAGAUGUCAAUUUGUUGGAAUACUUUUAUUUGAUAUUCUAAUUUAAACGUAACGCCAGUUACUAUAAAUAUAUAUGUGAUUGUAAGUUAAUCUCUUGGAGAAUUUAAAAGCAACUUGUUGCCAGAGAUCUUUGGCAUCGUCCAUCCAACUCAUGCGCUGGCUCUUACGUUAAUUUACACUGAAUUCUCGUCCGACUAUUUUUGUAAUUUUAAAAAAAUAUUUAACACGAACAAAACAAUCAUCAGCAUAUGACCCUUGAAUUGUUAUAAUUAAAACUUACGAAUACGAAUAAAACAUUUAAUGAAUCAGUCGUGAAAACUAGAACACACUGACCCUGCCAACAUGAAUAUUAAACAUUUAAUUAAAUUUAAGGCCAAUUGUUAAACUGCUUUGCUUUUUUUUUACAUCAUUAAUUAUUGUUGUUGUGUAUACAUCAGUACCACUAGAAUAUAUAAGACUAUAUAUAAUUAUUAAAUAGUUAGUAAUCGUCAAUCUUCAUUUGGAGAUUCCGAGUUCACAAGUUAUCAGUUAAUAACAUUACUUAAUACUUUUAGUUACUUAUAAUCACUCGCGAUUCAAUGAGUCAUUAAUAAUAAAUUAAUUAUCACAUUUGCCCGACAAUAAAAUAUAUUAAUUUCUCUUAUUACGUUUUUUGUGUCGUCAUACUUUUUUUUUUAACUAAAAAUAAACUCGCAGUGAAAAAAAAUUCUUUUCGUUUUAAAAUUUAAAAUUGACAUUUGAUAUAAAAUUUUUCAUACUUAAAAAUAGAUAAAAACAAUUUAUCAAAGGUCAUGGGAAGCAGACCAAAAACAUCCGGAGUUACAAAUUGAAAUGUAAUAAAAAUAAGCUAAAGUAAUAAAUUAUCAUUGGAAGUAAAUAAAAUACAGUAGGAAAGUACUUGAGUUUAAAUUUAAAAUGCGUCAGUAAAAUAAUUUAAAGUUUUUAAAUCACACGCAUAUUUAUCAUACAUGUAUUUUUAAAUUAUACUAUAUAUAUUAAACUGCGUAGAAAAAUAUGUUGAGUAUAAAUAAUUAUAUUUCCUUAUUAUUCAUUAGCUAGUAAUGAUUUUAUCAUUAAUUAGCAGGAAAUAAUAAUAAAAAAAAAUGUCAGUAGAAAAAAUAUGACAAAUACAAGGCAGAUAAAAUAUAAAAAAACGAUACGGUAAUUAAUGCAUCAAUAAAACGAUUGUAAAGAUAGAUUUAAAAAUAAAUAUGAAUCACAAGAUGGAUUGACAAUUAUGGUAUAAAAUUUUAUCGAAGGCCAAGGACGUGCCUUCGAAUCAGUGCAAGUGCACUCAUUUUAAGUCAACGAAUUUAAAUGUUUUUAUUAUUAAUUAUUUAACGACCCCUAGAUUUAUAUCCUCAUAUUUUUUUUAUGAUACUGAAGUUAGCCGACGUCCAAUAAUUGUUGGAUUUUUUUUUAAACAAUAAAUUAUUUUUAAAAAAAUAUUUGAAAAUAUUGCACCCAUAGUUUUUUAAAUUUUCUACAUGUGCAUAUUUUUAUUUUUAUUUUUUUUUUUUAAAUUAAUUCGUUCAAACAGAAAUUCGAAAAUUUUCAACUGUCUGCUAACUUCAGGAUCAUUUUUUUUACUUUUAAUUAACGGCAGUGGUAAUGAGUAAUAACAUUAAAAUCUAAUUACUCAGAGAUCUAUUUAAAUUUACGGACGACGAUUUAAAUGGCAGUGACUCGAAAUAUAUAAUUUUGAAUACUCUUUGAUUUAUUAAAAAAAAUCUUGAGAUGAAAACAACAAUAAAGAACAUUAAGAUUCAUUUGAUAGGCGUAAUUGCAGUCAAUAGUCAAUAGUCCAUGACAAUGGUUGCGUAUAAGUCUAUCAAGGUCCUUUGAAUAUGUUUUAUGAGCGUACUUCCGACAUGUACUUUUAAACAAAACAAUAAUAUAUGCAUAGAAAAUAACGAGUAAGUAAGUAAUAAAAUAAUAUGUCUUGUGUUGAAACUGUUAGAUAACGUACAACAUUUAUUAUUUAUUAUUUUUAACUUUCAUUCCGCUUUUAUGCCAAUUGGCUGCAUUUCAAAAAUUAUCACUAAUAUUAUUUUUUUUUUAUAGGUUUUAAAAAAUGAAAUUUAGUACUCCAGUGGAAUUCGGAAUAAGACUUUUGAAAUUUCAGAAAAGUGUAGAGGAAUCGAGUGGACGUUCUAGAGACAGAAAAAGAAGUGAAAUUAUGACUUUUUCAGGAGAGAGUUUUUUGAAAUUUUAUCGGAAAACGUAAAAUAAAAUCUGACAGUUUUUCAAAGCUUUUGAGAGAUAUUCAGUCAAAGAAAUUUUUUGAUUUUCUUAAAAAUCAUGAAUUUAAAUUUUAUUUUGAGACCUUUUUGGUUUUCCUUAUAUAUUUAUAGACACAAAAAGUAUUUCUUGGUGCAAAAGAUUUUUUCUCAGCCCGGAAAUUUUUAUGAUCCUGAAGUUAGCAGACAAUUAGUAAUUUUCAAAAUUUUUUUCCAACAAAUCAAUUACAAAAAAACAAAAACUAAAAAUAUGCACAUGUAGAAAAUUUAAAAAUCUACAGGUGCAAUUUUUUCAAAUAUUUUUUUUUUGUAAUUUAUUGUUUAAAAAAAAUCCAAAAAUUAUUAGACGUCCG